Molecule: messenger RNA, 1904 nt
Organism: Ostrinia nubilalis (European corn borer)
Lineage: Eukaryota; Metazoa; Arthropoda; Insecta; Lepidoptera; Crambidae
Gene: BomSIFR
Product: neuropeptide SIFamide receptor-like
Exons: 3
Coding region: 127-1557 (476 amino acids)
Biological process (GO): cellular response to hormone stimulus; G protein-coupled receptor signaling pathway
Cellular component (GO): plasma membrane
Molecular function (GO): neuropeptide Y receptor activity; peptide binding
Source: RefSeq, a predicted model, not a curated record
GCUACGAUCGUAGACCCGCUACGAACCCUCCCGUUCAUACUACGAAACUUUUCAUACUUUUCUAACAGUAACUUUUGAUUUGCGCGUUCGUUUUAUGUGAGUGUAUGUGUCGGAGAUGUGGCUUUGAUGAUGGCUCCUCUAAGGGUACCCACGGACUUUUUCACUGACGAUAUGACGGAGUUUUUGAACUUCUCCACUCAGAAUCCCCAGCACGAGACCCGGCACCACGGAAGGCACCGGAACCACUCUCACGUGCGAGAGAACCACUCUAAAAACCACAACGUGGUGGAUAUAAUUUCUAAUACGAUCAUGGAGGUGAUGCAUACCAAGUUGGUGCCGGAGAACAGCGUGUUGCCGGACUUGGAGCCAUUGUCGACUCACAUGGAAGGCGCGAUGGACCGUCACUAUCCUUUGCGGAUGAACAUUACGAUGAACAGGUCUGACUUUGGUGUGAUCAACGACGAGUUUAUGUAUAGACACAGUGGUGCGAUGACGGCGGUGUAUUGCGCCGCGUACUUGUUGGUGUUUGUGGUGGGUCUGAUCGGGAACUGCUUCGUGAUCGCGGUGGUGUACCGCUCGCCGCGCAUGAGGACCGUCACCAACUUCUUCAUCGUGAACCUGGCGGUGGCGGACAUCCUGGUGAUCGUCUUCUGCCUGCCAGCGACUCUCGCCUCCAACAUAUUUGUCCCGUGGGUGCUGGGCUGGCUGAUGUGCAAGACGGUGCCGUACGUGCAGGGGCUCUCCGUCGCCGCCUCCGUCUACAGCCUCGUCGCCGUGUCCCUGGACAGAUUCCUUGCCAUCUGGUGGCCGCUGAAGUGUCAAAUCACCAAGCGCCGCGCCAGGCUCAUGAUCGUCUUCAUCUGGAUCUUCGCCAUUCUCGUCACCACGCCCUGGGUGUUCUUCUUCGACCUCGUCGUGGUGUUCGACGACCAGCCCAACGUCAGACUCUGCCUGGACACCUGGCCGAACCCCAUCAGCGAAGUGCUAUACUUCGUCAUUGGUAAUCUCGUGUUUUGCUACAUUCUCCCCAUGAUCCUCAUCUCACUAUGCUACAUCCUCAUCUGGAUCAAAGUCUGGAGAAGAUCCAUUCCGACGGACACGCAAGACGCACAAAUGGAGAGAAUGCAACAAAAAUCUAAAGUUAAGGUUGUCAAAAUGUUGGUGGCUGUUGUCGUUCUCUUCGUAAUAUCUUGGUGUCCGCUGUACGUAAUCUUUGCAAGAAUAAAGCUCGGUGGGCCCAUCCAGAAAUGGGAAGAGGACAUGCUACCAGUCGUCACUCCUCUGGCCCAAUGGCUGGGGUCGUCAAACUCCUGCAUCAAUCCGAUCCUGUACGCGUUCUUCAACAAGAAGUACAGGAAGGGUUUCGUCGCGAUCAUCAAGAGCCGAAAGUGCUGCGGCAGACUGCGGUACUACGAGACCAUCGCGUUGCAGUCGUCGAGCACGUCAACAAGGAAGUCGUGGCACUACAACAACAACAACCACGCCUCGAUCACCCGGAGAUCGCCGCCGAUGGACAAGAACGCGGUGUCGUUCAUUUUCAACCACACCGGCGUUUAGACGGGCGCCCGGCGCUCGUGGGACCGGUUCACUCUCCGCCGCCGCGCGACGACGCAGGCGACGCACCUCAGCAUAUCGACACAUACGACCUUUGUAUGCUUCUAAAGUAUGAUUUUAAGUUUGACAGUUUGAUGUUGUCUUGUGCAAGAACCAAGUUUUUGACCUUCGUGACUUGACAGUAAACCUGUGAAUAUUUUUAAUAGUAAGGUACUUUUAUACGUAAGUUGGUUAUAGUGUUGUAAGGAGAUUUUAUUUUUACACAAUUGUAAUACUGUAAAGCGAUCUGUAAAGAGCCAACGCACAUUGCGCACAAAGCUUUCUAGGAAAUUAUAAUUUUUUGUUUGUAU